AUGUUCCGAGCCGUCCAGCGGCUGGCUGCGGCAGCGGCCCCGAGUGGGCCCCCUGCUGCAGCAGCAGCAGCAACUGCAGCAGCAGCAGCAGCAGCACCCAAAACAGAAGUCCCCGAUGUGCUGGUCUCUUUCGGCAAUCAAGCAGACAGGAUCACCUUCGUCAGCCACCCAGGAGUUAUGGCGGUUUCGAAACUCCUCGAAAUGGAACACGUCACCCAAUUCCGAGCUGUCUUGACACAAGAAGAUGUAAACGCCAUCACCGAAUUCGACCCCGAACUUGCCAAAAAGGCGCAAGUAGCCGUGGACGAGGGGCUGGCAGUGAACUUCCAAGACCUGGAGUACUUCGACAGAAAUGAAUUUGUUGCUGCUUUCAAAAAGGAACAAAAGAUGCUGCAGCAAGCUCGAGACGAAGUGCUGCAGGCCCCCCCGGGCUCCUACGAGCUCCCCAAGGCAGCAGCAGACUACAAGCUGCCCCAGGCCCCCCGCAGCUGGAGGCCAGAGACCCAAGUGCCCCCCGAAGUGUUCGAGGCGGACCCGCAGCUGCGGCUGCGGGAGGAGUUGGGUGCGGAGGUGCGGCGGCACUUGUUGGAAACUGCGCCUGUGAGUCAAAUUCCGAAGUGA
Messenger RNA from Eimeria tenella, 621 nucleotides. RefSeq lists its product as uncharacterized. The transcript has 4 exons. Lineage: Eukaryota; Apicomplexa; Conoidasida; Eucoccidiorida; Eimeriidae. The coding region runs from base 1 to 621 and encodes 206 amino acids. The record is from RefSeq and is a predicted model, not a curated record.